Rhinopithecus roxellana (golden snub-nosed monkey) is the source of this 1133-nucleotide messenger RNA. RefSeq lists its product as uncharacterized. Lineage: Eukaryota; Metazoa; Chordata; Mammalia; Primates; Cercopithecidae. The coding region runs from base 140 to 1126 and encodes 328 amino acids. Gene Ontology annotation, cellular component: centrosome. The record is from RefSeq and is a predicted model, not a curated record. The transcript is spliced from 10 exons.
UCAGACGUCUGUGUGUCCAGCCAUCAAAAGUGACCUGAAAAGCAGCAUUGACAGUGACCAGGUGCUCAGGAAGUUUAUGCUUGUAAGAUCUGAUGACUCCCCACCAAGAAUCCUACCAGUUUCCUUGUAACCUUUGCCCAUGACAAUUCAAGAUGAGUGUUACACGCUGGCGAAAGAGAUCUGCAUCUGGGGCCUUCCACUGAGCAACCCAGAGAUUGCCAGACUUGCUUUGCUUCUGGAAUCGAAGGGGCACACCACCUGCCCGUUUACCACCCUAGAAAUCAUUGAUUGCAAAAUGGAUCUGUGGUCUCUAGAGCGACUUGGGAAGGCUCUGCAGUUCAGUAGUUUGCCUUCUCUUGUCCUCGAUUACUGCAAAUUUGGAAAGGAAGAACUUGAGAGCAUUUUCUCAGGCCUGGAGAACAACCAAAGGCUUCAAGGCCUCAGUCUGCGUUAUUGUGGUCUGGGACCUCAGAGCGGGCUAAGGCUGGGUUCGGUCAUCAGCCAGAGUGCCAUUUGCGAGCUGUACCUUGAAGGCAAUUACUUGGAAUGUUCUGGAGCACUGGCUCUUCUCAGGCCCAUAGCAGACUUUGCAGAGACACAGGAGAAAGACCGGCUGACCCCAGGCUCACCAGACGCUGGAAAUCCCCCUCAGCGGCUCCAAGCCAAGCAGAGAGGAAGUUCAACUUUGAACCAGAUUACAAGAUCGUCUGAAGCUGUAACAGUGAAAACUACUUCAGGGAAGAAAAAGAGAAAAAAAGGAAUCAAGAAGAAAAUUGAAAGUCUGAUGGAAGCUGGUCCUUGGUUAGUGAAGUUGCAUUUGGCAGAUAAUGGCAUAGAUGGAAAAGGAAAAGAAGGAGAAAAUGGUUUGUUGGAAUUCAUUCAAACUUUAACAUGCCUGAUCAAAUACUCUGCCCACUUAAGGGAAAUUGACCUUGGAAACAAUGUUCUGGGAGAAAUGGCUGCUGCUGAAAUACUUGAAGCGCUGAGAGCCAGAAAGACAGGUAAACUACCGGUCUUAAAAAUUACAGUCACUCCCCAGAUCUCUUCAGAUACCUUCAGAUCAAUUUGGAAAAACAGCAAGAAGUCUAAUACUAUCCGUAAAAAGAAGAAAAAGACUAAAAACUGAAUAUGGG